AUGAGCAGCAAAGGUGUGAAGCGCUCGUCCCCCGGGGCGGAGGCGGAAAAAAACCCCCUCGGAGAUGUGGACCUGGGCGACGCGGAUGCGGCGAAGCUGCAGGAGGUCCAGAAAGACAUUGCGCGCAUAGAGCUAGCGCUCGAGCGGCGCGCACAGGAGAAGCUGCUGCCCGUGUAUGAAAAACGCCGCGAGGUCGUGAAGGCGAUCUCCAAGUUCUGGGCUGUUGCGCUCAUGAACCACGGCAUGUUCGCACUGCACGCACAGCACAACUCGGACCAGGUGGCGCUGAGCUACCUCGAGGAUCUCUGGCUCGUGCGGAACCCGGCCGAGUCGCGGUGCUUCACGCUCGAGUUCUAUUUCAAGGAAAACCCGUUCUUUUCGAACGCGGUGCUUAAAAAGGAGUACAAGUACGAGGUACCACCUGCCGCCGAGGGCGAUAAGCCGGACGAAGAUGGCAUCACGGCGACGAUGCUGGAGUUCUCAUGGGAGCGUGACGUGCAGCCGCAGGCUACUGAAAUUAAAUGGAAAGACGAGUCGAAGAACCUUGUGAAGCUGUAUCCGCGGGUGAAGGAGGCCGACGACGACAUGCCGUCCGAGGGGGGCAGCUUAUUCAACCUGUUCGUGUAUGGGGAUGAUCCGUUCGAUAUCGGAGUCUUGAUUGCGAAUGACAUCUUCCCGGAGGCGAUCGAGUACUUCCUGGGGCAGGCUGGGGGGGACGAGCUGGACACUGACGAGGAAGAUGAGGAAGAGGAGGAGGACGAGGAGGAGAUUGACCUGGAGAAGCCGCGGGUGAAGAAGCCGAAGCACGCGUGA
This is a messenger RNA of Sparassis crispa, 813 nucleotides long. RefSeq lists its product as hypothetical. The coding region runs from base 1 to 813 and encodes 270 amino acids. Gene Ontology annotation, cellular component: nucleus; chromatin. Gene Ontology annotation, biological process: nucleosome assembly. Gene Ontology annotation, molecular function: chromatin binding; histone binding. NCBI's taxonomy places the organism in Eukaryota, Fungi, Basidiomycota, Agaricomycetes, Polyporales, Sparassidaceae. The record is from RefSeq and is a predicted model, not a curated record. The transcript is spliced from 5 exons.